Molecule: messenger RNA, 969 nt
Organism: Miscanthus lutarioriparius
Lineage: Eukaryota; Viridiplantae; Streptophyta; Magnoliopsida; Poales; Poaceae
Source: the annotation of a GenBank genome assembly
AUGGUGAAGGAAGAGGAGAUCAUGGCCGAGGCAGGAGGAGGGCGCGGUUACGUGGACCUGCUUGGUCUCGGAGAAGACGACUACCUGCUGUCCCUGUCCCCUUCCUCCUACUUCACUUCCAGUAUCGCCUCCGCCACCACCACCAGCGCCACCACUUCCACCACUGCUGCCGCGUCGUUGCCUACGACCUGCACCUCCUACCUGGACCUGGCUCCCGCCUACCACCACAUGCUGAGCUUCGCUGGCCAAGAACAGUACCAGGGCGACGGCGUCCUCGGCUUCCAGUGCUACGGAGGCGAUCACGCGAUUCCGGCGGCUGUCCCGCAGAAGUCCAGCCCGACCACCGAGUGCUCCUCCUCCAUCUCCUCCAUGUCGUCCUCGCCGCCUGCGACAGCCAUCUCCGCCGUCUCCUGCUCAAAGCCACAGGCUUUCAAGAAGAAGGGAUCAAGGAGCAGUGAGCAAAGAAAGGCUGCUUCUGCCGCUGCCGCUCCUGGCGCUGCUGCUGGUGGUGCUACGAACAAGAGGCCGAGGGUGAGGAGGGAGAGGCUCGGGGAGAGGAUCAUAGCUCUGCAGCAGCUGGUUUCUCCGUUCGGAAAGUCUGAUACGGCCUCCGUUCUGCACGAGGCGCUGGGAUACAUACGCUUCCUUCACGACCAGGUUCAGGUCCUGAGCUCGCAGUACAUGCAGCGCCAGCCGGCCUCAGCGCACGUCCCGGAGAGCGCGGCGGGGACGGUGGUGGAGCCACCACGGGCGAGCGACCUGAGGAGCCGGAGCCUGUGCCUGGUGCCCGUCUCCUGCACGGAGCACCUCGCCGGCAACAGCCACGGCGGCAACGGCGCCGACCUCUGGUCCGUGGCGGCAGGGAUGGGGAUGGCGAAGGCGGCCGCGGACAACAAGGGGCCUGCCGGCGGAAUGCUGCAGCCUGGUGGCGGCGGUGGUGGUCACCCUCGCCAAGGGCGCCUGGCCUAG